GACUAUUCCGACGGCAAGGAACUGGUAGUGUUCCUCAUAGAUGCAGGGCCGGAUAUGUUCCUGCCUUACCACAGCGAUGAGGAAGAGGUUAAGGCAGGAGCUAGCUUAGGUACUCAAACCAGUGCGGCCAGCUCAGAGAGGCAGAGAGGAGGGGAGGAGGGCACGGGAGGUGCCGGCGAGAGGACGUAUUUCGAGGAGGUGGUGCGAGCGCUGGUGGGCGACCUGAAGACAAGAAUCAUUUCCCGGGAGAGCGACCUCGUCUCGAUUGCUUUCUUCAACACGCGCACGAAGCAAAAUGUACAAUCGGCAGAGGGCGUGUUUGUGUUUCAGGACAACCAGCAGACGUCAGCACAGCUCAUCAGAGACUUUUCCAACCUUCCAGAGACAUUUGAGAAAGAUAUUGGGUCGGGAAACUGGUUGAGGGGGAAGGUGAAGCCCCACGACAACCCAAUCUCAAAUGCCCUGUGGGUCGUGCAAGGGCUUCUGCGCACUGGCUCCACGUCACAGGAGGUGCUGAAGAACGUGCUGCUCUUUACCAAUGACGAUGACCCCUUUGGAGCGAUCACCAACGAGGGAGUGCGGAGCGACAUGCGGCGCACCACCAUACAGAAGGCCAAGGAUGCACGGGGACUGGGCAUUCAGAUUGACCUCUUUCCUCUCAGCCGCCCGGGGGAGAAGUUCAACUCCAACAUCUUCUAUGCGGACAUGCAAGGUGUUGAUGAUUCACAGCGAGUGGGCUUCCAACCAGAGGAGCACAGGCUGAGCGACCUGCAGCAGCGGCUGCGCAAGAAGGUGUAUCGGCGGCGCAUGGUGAAGCGAAUCAUGUUCGGCGUGCUGCCUCACCUCCACAUCGCCCUCUCCUCCUAUGCUCUCAUCCGCCCUGCCAAGAUCCAGAAGCAAGUGUAUGUGAGGGCGGUGGACAAUCGCACUGUGAAGGUGGAGACAGCCCUGGUGUGUCAGGACACGGGGGCAGUUCUCCACGGCCCGCUGCCGCGUUACCAGCCCAUUCCAGGCGGCACGCGCAUCAUCAUGGCAAAGGCGGAGGUGGACCAGGUGAAGGCGGUGUCCCCCCACGACCUGCUGUUGCUGGGCUUUAAGCCGCUCCACUGCCUCAAAGACUACCACAACCUGCAGCCGUCCACCUUCCUCUUCCCAGACGAGGAGACCCUCUCUGGCAGCACGGCUGCAUUCAUUGCCCUGCACAACGCAAUGCUGGACGCAAACAGCUUUGCACUGGCAUGUUGGGCCAAGAUCGGCUUGCCACGUCUUGUCGCCAUUGUUCCCCAGCAAGAGAAGGUGGACGAGAGUGGCACGGAGGUGCAGCCGGCAGGGUGGCACAUGAUUCCUCUGCCCUUUUAUGAUGACCUCCGACCAGCCGAGAAGGUGAGAGCAGCUGAGCAGGUGACUUCUGAGAGGGAAUGCUCCUUUCUUGUGCUAUCUGCAGCAGGUGCAGCCGGCAGGGUGGCACAUGAUUCCUCUGCCCUUUUAUGA
Molecule: messenger RNA, 1491 nt
Organism: Closterium sp. Naga37s-1
Lineage: Eukaryota; Viridiplantae; Streptophyta; Zygnematophyceae; Desmidiales; Closteriaceae
Source: the annotation of a GenBank genome assembly